Molecule: messenger RNA, 2313 nt
Organism: Tinamus guttatus (white-throated tinamou)
Lineage: Eukaryota; Metazoa; Chordata; Aves; Tinamiformes; Tinamidae
Source: RefSeq, a predicted model, not a curated record
AUGAUGAUGCCAUCGUCUUCAGCAACUCCUGCCAGCGAUGUUGCGCUUUUUGCAAGCGUGGCUUCUCAGGAAAUCUGGAGGCCGCAAGUUCCAGGCUGUUCUGGAUUGGUCACGCGACACAUCAGUCAUCGGGCCAACAACUUCAAGAGACAUCCAAAAAGGAGAAAACACAUCCACCCUUCCCCUCCGCCACCACCAAAUACUCCAUGUCCUAUUGACCUGAUUGACUUUGGGGAUCUCCAGCCUCGGAGGUCUUUCCUUGAACUCCUGUUUAAUGGGUGCAUUCUCUUUGGACUGGAGUUCAGCUAUGCCAUGGAAACAGCUUAUGUUACUCCUUUGCUGCUUCAGAUGGGGCUUCCAGACCAGUUGUAUGGGAUGGUGUGGUUCAUCAGCCCUAUACUUGGGUUCUUGCUGCAACCUUUGCUGGGGGCCUGGAGUGACAGAUGCACCUCAAGAUUCGGGAGGAGAAGACCUUUCAUUCUGGUUUUAGCAAUAGGAGCAUUGCUGGGGCUCUCACUUAUGCUGAAUGGCAGAGAUAUUGGCAGUGCUUUGUCUGACUCUGAGAAUAACCACAAAUGGGGAAUCGUUCUUACGGUCUGUGGCGUCAUCCUCAUGGACUUCAGCGCGGAUUCAGCAGACAAUCCCAGUCACGCCUACAUGAUGGAUGUUUGCAGUCCAGGAGAUCAAGACAGGGGCCUCAAUAUCCACGCUUUGCUAGCAGGUCUUGGAGGUGGCUUUGGUUAUGUUGUUGGAGGAAUACAUUGGGAUAAAACCAGUUUUGGAAAAGCUGUGGGAGGGCAUCUUCGUGUCAUCUAUGUCUUCACCUCAAUUACACUGACGAUUACUACUGUGUUGACGCUAAUUAGCAUUCCAGAAAGACCCCUGAGGUCCUUUAGCAAGAAGAAAAAGGUGAUGAAGAGUCCAAGUCUUCCUCUCCCUCCGUCCCCACCUCUCUUCUUUGAGGAAGGUGUAAAUGAAAACCUUGCUUCUCAUAACUCAGCUCACUUAUAUGCAAGUUUUGCAAGUCCAGUUUCUCCCCUCAGCCCACUCACGCCCAAAUAUGGCAGCUUUGUCAGCAGAGACAAUUCCUUGACAGGAAUUAAUGAGUUUGCAUCAUCAUUUGGGACUUCAAAUAUUGACAGUGUGCUUAUAGACUGUUUUACUGGUGGGCACAAUAGUUAUUUAGCACUUCCGUCUAGCAUGCCCAGGCAGCCUGUCAGUGUCAGCUUUCCCCGGUUGCCAGAUAGCUGUUACCACCAAGAAAACGGAAUUUUGGAGCAAGGGGAGAGCAGCAUAACUCCAGGGGCUGAUGGCGAGGCACUAAGGGUGGGCUCACUGGAUGCAAUAAAGCCACGGUCAUCAGGGAUCCUGAAAAGACCUCAGACCUUGGCUAUUCCGGACAUUGUAACAGGACAUUGUCCAGAAAGUAGCAGAAGAAGAAAUGUAACUUUCAGCCAACAGGUAGCUAAUAUCUUGCUGAAUGGUGUUAAGUACGAGAGUGAGCUGAAUGGAUCAGGUGACACCUCCGAGCAACCACUCUCCCUGAAACUUCUGCUUUCAACCAUCUGCCACAUGCCCAAGGCUCUGCGUAACCUUUGCAUCAACCACUUCCUAGGUUGGCUUUCAUUUGAGGGGAUGUUGCUGUUCUACACUGACUUCAUGGGAGAAGUAGUGUUUCAAGGGAAUCCGAAAGCUCCUCACAACACAGAUGAGUAUCAGAAAUACAACGCUGGGGUCACCAUGGGCUGCUGGGGAAUGUGCAUCUACGCAUUCAGUGCUGCCUUCUAUUCAGCGGUGCUGCCCUGUGAUGCCCUGCGGGUCAGCACGAGGACACUAUACUUCGUGGCGUACCUUGCCUUCGGGCUGGGGACCGGGCUGGCCACUCUCUCCAGAAAUGUGUAUGUGGUGCUGUCACUGUGUGCCACCUAUGGUGUUCUGUUUGCUACGCUUUGCACUCUGCCCUACUCCCUGCUGUGUGACUACUACCAGAGCCGCAAGUUCGCCGGCUCACAGGCAGAGGGCACGCGGCGUGGGAUGGGCGUGGACAUCUCCCUGCUGAGCUGCCAGUACUUCUUGGCUCAGAUCCUAGUGGCUGUCAUUAUGGGGCCUCUGACUGCAGCAGUGGGGAGCGCCAGUGGUGUCAUGUACUUUGCCUGCCUCAUGUCUUUCUUGGGCUGUCUCUUUUCCUCCCUCUGCGUCAUCUAUGAGCUGCCGCCUGGUGAGGAGCUGCUCGAGGAGCAGCAGCCGCUUGUGCCCAGUACUUGACACCUUGCCACAUGGGAAAUCAAUAAAAGCAAUAGGGCUGUCACUGUC